AGCACCAGCACCUCCACCAGCACCUCCACCAUCACCGUAUCACCAUCACCUACUCAAAACAACCCGACGUCUACGACUCCAACUUCCACAUAUGCAAGCCAGACGACAUCGACCAUCACCUCGUCUUUUGUGACGGUUGUAGGUGGAUCUACCAUGACAUCUUUCAGUUUAAUCCCUACGGUCGUCAGUGAAUCCUCGACCACCACUACAGGUGCAACUGAUCGCACUGCGGUUAUCGCUGGCUCCGUGAUUGGUGGAGGCCUGUUCCUAAUCAUUGGUCUUUCUGUAUUUUUCUACCGCCAACGUCAGCGCUUCAAACACUUCCACUUCCUCGAUGCUAUCAAUGUGCGCAGGCGACAAGCCCGUGCCAGAGCAACAAUGCUUGCGAGCGAGGACCUUGAGGACGUUGAUGUCGUACGUCCGCCUCCAGGAAGAUACUCUGAUCAUGAUGCCCCCUGGGAUUCGCAUGAUAGCUCUGGGUCUAAUCAUACCGAACGUCGCACACUCAUGAGUCACAUAGAACACAGUGGGGACAUUGACUUGAGCCACAUCAUCGACGACGUCAUGGGCCCUUCAGCGUUAGGCGUGCACUACUCACAAAAUUCCCUAUCAUCUUCCUAUCGCGACUUGUCAGGGGAUGAGUCUGCGCCUCAAACUAGAGAGAGAACAUCGCAAAUUGCGUUACUGGAAGCCGCAGGGCUGAGUACCACGGGAGGCCCCAGCAUGCAACCUAUGCAACCUAGCCCACUUGGGAACAAUGAUCCUGGUCCUGUUGUUACAGGUGGCGGUAAUGCCCUGUGACAAUGAUGCCUAUCUAUAUCUGUUUUAUUUUUCACUUGUUGUACAGCAUUAACGCGCUGUGAUCAAGGUGGAUAUGCCGAACCCCUUGCAUCUGUACCGAGUUGAUCGGUCAAUUCUACUUGGCCUGGUCUAAGGAUCAGAUGACUGUGUUCUUUAUAUGUGUUGAUCUUUACUCAUACAUAAUUUUUGUUGUUUCACUCUGUCGCAUAUGUAUACAUUACUUACUGUCGUGGUCGUUCACUUUUGAUCGAACAUUACUGGACAUAGAUGAGUCGUUAUAAUCAUGUCACGGACUUUUCGCGGACUGCACUCCUAGCAAUACUAUUGACGAUGGAUGAUGCUAAUCAUGCAUUUCUCCCAUAAACCAAUUGUUGAAUCCAAGUUUUGAGUUACCGAAU
Molecule: messenger RNA, 1199 nt
Organism: Suillus plorans
Lineage: Eukaryota; Fungi; Basidiomycota; Agaricomycetes; Boletales; Suillaceae
Exons: 2
Coding region: 154-801 (215 amino acids)
Source: RefSeq, a predicted model, not a curated record